Molecule: messenger RNA, 1503 nt
Organism: Geosmithia morbida
Lineage: Eukaryota; Fungi; Ascomycota; Sordariomycetes; Hypocreales; Bionectriaceae
Product: T-complex protein 1 subunit eta
Exons: 2
Coding region: 1-1503 (500 amino acids)
Cellular component (GO): nucleus
Molecular function (GO): transcription coregulator activity; RNA polymerase binding
Source: RefSeq, a predicted model, not a curated record
AUGCUCAAAAGCACAUAUACACCGACGUCUCUUCCGCCUCUGGCGCCAGGCUGGACAGAGCAUAAGGCACCCACCGGCCACACAUACUACUAUAACGCGGCAACCAAGGAAUCGACGUACAAACGACCGGCAGCAGCGCCCGUCAAGGCCCAGCACCAGGCUUUGCCGGGCUACCCGACCUAUGGAAACUUCCCAUCGCUUUCCGACCCCAAAGUGGCAAAUGCAUACCUUGCACAGUUCAAUAACCAAGGAUCGUCGCAGCCCAGGGGCGGCGGGCACCAGCGCGGCCGCGGCCGAGGGGGCAUGGAUGGAGGGCGACCCAGGCCCCAACCCGUGGACAAGCCUGUGCGCAAGGAGGCUAUCCCGGGCUUUGAGCCGUGGAUAAUAGUCUAUACAAAGUACUCGCGACGAUUUGUCCACGAUCCCGCCAAGAAGACGAGCUACUGGCGCAUACCGGAGAAACUGAUGCCCGGCAUUCUCGAGCUGGACAAGGCGAGGAUACGCGGCAAGGUUUUUGACGAGGCGCCCGAGAAGAAAAACGAUGCAGGCGAGGGAGAAAAUGACAAGGGCGACGAUUCAGAAUACGAAGAAGUCGAGUUGCAGGCCAUGGGCGAAGACUACGGCCUGGAGCCGGGCGAUUACGACGACGGCCACAUGGAUGAGUGGCCCGAGGGCGCGUCGGGAGUAGCCUUCUCAGAAGAGGACGCCAAGCUGCUCUUCAAGGACAUGCUCGAAGACUUUGGCGUGAGCCCGUACAGCCCGUGGGAGAAACUCAUGGAGGAAGGAAAGGUGGUCGAGGAUGCGCGGUACACGGCCCUGACGACGACCAAGGCGCGCCGCGAUUGCUGGGACGAAUGGUGCCGGGAGCGCAUCGCAGCGCUGAAGGAGGAGCGCGCGCGGCAGGAGAAGAAGGACCCACGCGUGGCGUACAUGGCCUUCCUGGGUGAAAAGGCCUCACCCAAGCUAUACUGGCCUGAGUUCCGCCGCAAGUACAAGCGCGAGCCACCCAUGAAGGAUCACAACCUGUCGGACAAGGAUCGCGAAAAAGCCUACCGUGAUCUCGUCAGCCGUCUCAAGCUGCCGCUAACCACACGGAAAGCCGACCUCACGGCUCUCCUCAAGGCCCAACCUCUUCAUGUCCUCAAUAAUCGCUCUUUGGCCAAAGGUCUGCCCACGCAGCUGCUCGUCGACGCACGGUACGCCGCCCUCGAGCCCGCUGCGCGAGACCCCCUCGUCGAGGCCUACGUGCAGAGCCUGCCGCCACCACCCGAGGAUCUGGACAAUGCCCAGGCCGCUGAAGAGGAGCGCAAGAAGCGCCAACGCAGAGAAAAAGCCCUUGAGGAGCGCAGCAGGGCUGCCGAUGAGGCAAAGAGACAGCACGAGAGGGACAUAGCGAGGAGCAAGGCCCGACUACGCGAGGGGGAGAGGGAAUUGGAAAUGGCCAUGAGAGUUGGCAAGGAUGGUCUGCGGAGCCACUUUGUGAACGACAAGCCUUUGCAGUAG